GGACCUAUCCGUAAAACCGGGAGACAAAAUGACGGUAACGCCCCUAGGGGUUUAGCAGAAAGACCGUUAUGUCCCCCAGCGCUCCAAAGAUUCUCCCGCAAGCUUCUCCGGCCGAAAUAUUUCAAAAACACCCGCCAUUGUCUUCUUCCUCCCCCUUUAAAUUCACGUCCCCAAACCCUAGCCUCUCUGCAACUGUGCGAUUCCUUCUUCUCUCUUCUCGCUCUCUAUCUGAUCCAAUUGAUUGGUUGAUUGAUUGAAGAAGAAGAAGAAGAAGAAGAGGAUGCCUUCGAUUCCUGAGGAGCCUCUGCUGGCCGCGAACUCCGACAGGUUCUGCAUGUUCCCAAUCAAGUAUCCCGAGGUGUGGGAAAUGUACAAGAAGGCGGAGGCCUCCUUCUGGACGGCGGAGGAGGUGGACCUCUCCCAGGACACCCGCCACUGGGAGAAUCUAACCUCCGGCGAGCGCCAUUUCGUCACCCAUAUCCUCGCUUUCUUCGCCGCCUCUGACGGGAUCGUCCUCGAGAACCUCGCCGCCCGGUUCAUGAAGGAGGUCCAGAUCUCCGAGGCCCGCGCCUUCUAUGGCUUCCAGAUCGCCAUUGAGAACAUCCACUCCGAGAUGUACAGUCUGCUCCUCGAGACCUACAUCAAGGACUCCGCCGAGAAGGACCGCCUGUUCCGGGCGAUCGAGACCGUCCCCUGCGUGAAGAAGAAGGCGGAGUGGGCCAUGCAGUGGAUCGACGGCUCCGAGUCGUUCGCGGAGAGGGUGAUUGCAUUUGCCUGCGUGGAGGGGAUCUUCUUCUCCGGGAGCUUCUGUGCCAUCUUCUGGCUGAAGAAGCGGGGGCUGAUGCCGGGGCUCACCUUCUCGAACGAGCUGAUCUCGAGGGACGAGGGACUCCACUGCGACUUCGCCUGCCUGAUCUACUCCCUCCUCCGGUCGAAGCUCAGCGAGGAGAAAGUGAAGUCGAUAGUGCGGGACGCGGUGGAGAUCGAGAGGGAGUUUGUAUGCGACGCGCUGCCGUGCGCGCUGGUGGGGAUGAACGGCGACCUCAUGGGGCAGUACAUAGAGUUCGUGGCGGACCGGCUGCUGGUGGCGUUGGGCUGCGGGAAGGUGUACGACGCGGCCAACCCCUUCGACUGGAUGGAGCUGAUAUCGCUGCAAGGGAAGACCAACUUCUUCGAGAAGAGGGUCGGGGAGUACCAGAAGGCCUCCGUGAUGUCGAGCAUCAACGGCAACGGCGCCACCCAUGUCUUCACUAAGGAUGAGGACUUCUAAGGGUUUGCCGUGGUCCUGCCGCAUCCUAGCAAAUAACUUCCUUUUUCUUUUCCUUUUUUCUUUACCUCUUUUUUUUUUUUUUGAGUUCCUUUAAUUCAGUUCUAUUAAUAUUGUAUUAUAUAUAUAUAAAAAAUCACAGUUUAGUAUUAAUCAUUCCAUUGAUC
Molecule: messenger RNA, 1434 nt
Organism: Punica granatum (pomegranate)
Lineage: Eukaryota; Viridiplantae; Streptophyta; Magnoliopsida; Myrtales; Lythraceae
Source: RefSeq, a predicted model, not a curated record